This is a messenger RNA of Mytilus trossulus (common blue mussel), 1237 nucleotides long. RefSeq names its product tropomyosin-like. Lineage: Eukaryota; Metazoa; Mollusca; Bivalvia; Mytilida; Mytilidae. Gene Ontology annotation, cellular component: actin filament. The coding region runs from base 232 to 741 and encodes 169 amino acids. Gene Ontology annotation, biological process: muscle contraction; actin filament organization. The transcript has 3 exons. The record is from RefSeq and is a predicted model, not a curated record. Gene Ontology annotation, molecular function: actin filament binding.
UCUAGGUAUCACUUUGCGUAAGAAUAUAGAUUUUUAAACAGGUAACGAUUGUGGUUGUUGUAUCAUGCAAGGACCAUUUAAAUUAAGAACUGGAUUCGUUUUUCUUACAAACAGAGCAGCUGCUGUUAGAAAUUAUAGCGAUAGAAACAUCGAAGACCUACAUUGAUUCGAAGCGAUACAAAUUAUAGAGGAGUGAUACGGUCUUAACAGAUUCAUUGAUAAUUUUCAAAAAUGUCAGCAAAAGCCGGUGAUAAUCCAUUGAAUGUUCUUAAAGUGAAAAUGAAACAAUUAAAAGCCGAGAAUGACAAGUUAAAAGAUGAUUUAAAAGAAAAAUCAGCACAACUAGAGUUUUCUCAACGGACCAUUGACACCCAUUGUCAAGAAAUCCAAAGUCUAACAAGAAAAAUCAGUAUGUUAGAGGAAGUUAUUAUGAAUUCGGAGGGAGGAUACACACAUGCAGCAGAAAAAUUAGAAGAGGUCAAUAAACUAUCAAAGGCUGCAGAUGAAAUAGAAAGAGAAAGAAAGGUACUAGAAAGUCGUAAUGUAGCAGAUGACGAAAAACAACACAUGAAAGAGGCCAAAUACAUUGUGGGGGAUGAAGAUGACGAACAAAUAGAUGCUCUGGAACAAGAACUGAAAGAGGCCAAAUAUAUUGCUAAGGAGGCAGAUAGAAAAAUUGACGAGGUGAAAGAGUCACAAAAAUCUACUUUGAAUUGCUUUUCAUCUUGUUGCAAGAAAUAAAUACUAAUUAUUAUUCUACAUUUCCUCUUAAUUAUAGCUUUUUAUUAAUUCUUUUACUGUAUUAAUUUUGCUCUCAGAAAUAAGAAGGUCUUGGAAAACCUUGAAAAAUGAUGAAAGGAUAUAAACAACGUGAGAAACAAUUGACUGAGGCAAAACGGAAACUAGUUGAAGAAGCCGAUAUGAAGAGGUGAUUUAUUUGCAUGAUCAUUUGGGUUGCCUAACAAAAGACACAUAUAGACUUAGCAGAUUUGUUCUGAACUGUUUAUAUCUUUUAUUUUGUAUGCUCAAUAAUCCAUAUUUUUGCAUUUUUUUUGUAAUAAGAUGAUAGCAAUAUGAACCUCAUUAAUAUGUUUGCUGAUGAAAAUAAUCUGUACAGAAAAGAAAUAAGACUUUUUGUUAUUCCAUACAUUUUCGCACUGUCGGGAAUUUAGCUCUAUAACAUAUACAUUAACUUUGCUACCAGACAUUUAUGUAUUAUGACGUUACUUAAAAAUAA